GUUAAAAGAAGAAGAACAGGAAAGGAAAAAAGCGGAAGAGAAAGCCAGAAGAGAGGUGAUUUUUCAGCAGUACCUCCAGAAGAAACAAGAAGAUGAGGAGGCACCAGCAGCAAAACCUCGUUCCAAGAAGCGAGAUGGAAGUGCCAACAGCAAACAGCGACCAAAGUCCAUGUUUGUCAAAUCCAAAGCUAUGACUCCAGAACCAG
Messenger RNA from Candidula unifasciata, 206 nucleotides. Lineage: Eukaryota; Metazoa; Mollusca; Gastropoda; Stylommatophora; Geomitridae. The record is from the annotation of a GenBank genome assembly.